UGACAACGUAACGCGCUCUGCCAUUUGACUGCGCAUUAUCACUAUGGGGAGUUAACGUGAUGUUAAUGUCAGUGUUUCUUUUACAUUUCGCGAACUCUUCUAGUCUGUGAAGUGUGGUUAGCUCUUGUAGAAGUCUGACAAUUGAAGCCAUGAGGCGGAGUAAGGCUGAAGUGGACCUCUACGUUUCCUCCUUACAGAGUUCCUCUCCUUCACUCAAAGAGAAGCCAGUCAGAGGAUUUCUAUUUGCCAAACUGUACUUUGAAGCAAAAGAAUAUGAACUUGCAAAACGACAUGUAUCAGAGUAUCUCAAAGUGCAGGAGAGGGAUCCCAAAGCACACAAAUUCCUGGGACAGCUCUAUGAAAGAGAGGGAGAGAUCAACAAGGCAAUCGGUUGCUACAAGCGCUCGGUGGACCUGAACCCGGUUCAGAGAGACCUGGUGCUGAAAGUUGCCGAGCUGUUCGUUGGUAAGGGAGACUGCGACAGCAAAGCUGAGUUCUGGGUGGAAAAAGCUGCAAAGCUCAUGCCUGGGAGCCCAGAAGUCUUCAACUUAAAGGAGCGCCUGUUAAGCCGUCAGGGCCAGCAGGGCUGGAACCAGCUGUUCGACCUCCUCCAGACUGAGCUGGCAGCCCGGCCGGCCGACGCUCUGGUGAAUGUAAAGUUGGUUCAGCUGUUUUGCCAGGAUGGUCGGCUGGAUGAGGCUGUCGAACAUUGUCUGGCUACUGAGAAAAAGGGCUUGCUGCGCAACAGUCUGGACUGGUACAACGUGCAGCUGAACACGUUACAGGAGUAUCUGGAUCAGCCCAGCGUUUCAAAUAAUGAGAAGAUGUGUCGACGUCUCCAAAGAGAAGUGCUGCUGGCGCACUGCAGCCUGCUGCGAAUCAGACUAUCCGAGAGCGGCGUGCAGCCAAGCGUCGACGCAUUCAGGAGUUUCGACCAAGCUAUGCAGGCGCUGAGCGGCGUCGCCGCGCUCUUCACCGAUGAACUCCUAGAGGCGUUUGUGGAGAUGAGGGCUCACCUGUACCUGCAUGCCGCCACGCUGCUGCUGAAAAUGGCUCAGGACCGGCAGCACGCCUGGAGAGCCGUUAUCGACCUGGCCGCGCUCUGCUACCUGCUGGCAUACCAGGCUCCCAGACCAAAGACUAAAGUGACCAAAAGGGACCAGUCGGCGCCGCAGCUGCUGGAGCUACUGGCCAGCGACCGGCAGAGUCAGGCGGGACACAUGCUGUUCAACCUGAGCGCCGACACCUUCACUCUGAUAAGAGAGGUGGUGGAGGCGUUUGGGAACCGUAGCGGUCAGGAGUCUCUGUUCGAGCUCCUCUGGGGUCCGCAGGCUUCCCCCGCGUCCUCGUUUAUCGCCAACGACGACAUUCACUCGCUCAGCUCAUUGGGUCCAGAGCUUUCCAACCUGGUCAAGUGGGACUCAGGCUCCAUCUUGCUGCACGGCGGGGAGCUGCAGCACCUGAGCUGGCUGGGGCUGCAGUGGAUGCUGCUGGACCAGAGGCCGCCCAUGCGCGACUGGCUGCAGCAGCUGUUUCCCAGGCUGACGCUGGAAACGUCCAAGCUUGACACCAACGCGCCGGAGUCGAUCUGCCUGCUGGACUUGGAGGCGUUUUUAUGCGGCGUGGUUUUCUGCAGCCACUGUCAGCUUCAGGACACGGCGAGGAUCAACCGCAGCCUGAGCCCGCGGCAGCAGCUCUUCGAGCCUCGCUGCCUUCCUCUUCCUCUGCUCCGCCUCCUCGCCACGCAGCGGCAGAGGGAGUGGUGGGGCGCCGUCUACAGCCUCAUCCACAAACGAGCCGUUCCCGGUACGUCGGCCAAACUGCGGAUGAUUGUGCAACACGGCCUGAACACGCUGAGAGCUGGAGAGAAACACGGGCUCCAGCCGGCGCUGAUGAUCCACUGGGCUCAGAGUCUGAGCCAGACGGGCGAUGGCAUGAACUCGUAUUACGACCAGAAGGAGUACGUCGGCCGCAGCGUCCACUACUGGCGGGUUGUGAUGCCGCUGCUGGAGAAAAUAAAAAUCAGACGAAGCAUACCAGAACCGCUGGACCCUCUCUUCAUACACUUCGCCUCUAAGGACAUUCAGAUUUCCGCUGUGAAAGGUUAUGAAGAUGAAGCGAAAAUCGCGUACGCCGUUCUUCUGGACAUCGAAGGCAGAACUGAGGAGGCGAUCGCGACUUUAGAAAGCAUCAACAACAUGUCGUCGAUCUGGCAUUUAGCGCAGAUUUAUCAGCGGCUGGCAGAGGAGGCCAGCAACGGCGUGGAGGAAACCCAAGACAGGUGUUUAACUUUCUUGAGGAAGUUCAGGAACUACUUGUCAAAAAUCUACAACGCCAACGCAGACGACAUCGAAAGGCUUCCUGUGUCCAUGGAGGAAGUGUUGGACCUCCUGAACGACGUAAAUCAGCAGCUUGGCGAAACCCAGGAGCACAUGGAAGAGGAGGAAGAGGAGCAGGAGGUGAACCUUUGGCGAGGACCGACUCACUCCAGCCCGGCUCGUCUCACAGAAACCAGCGCCACCAUUUCGCACAUCAAGUUUGCUUCUCCCUCUCCGAGCAAAAGCAUCAUUUCUCCUUCCAAAAGAUUGAUUUCACCAAAGACACCACCUCAUUGGGUUGAAGACCAGAAAAGUCUCCUUCAGAUGUUAUGUCAGCAAGUAGAAGCCCUCAAGAAUGAGGUUCAUGAUCUCAAACACAACGCGUCAGUGAACUCCGGCUCGCCUCACCAUAAGAUGUAUGGAGACGCCUACAGAAACGAGAGUUUGCAGGAGCCGUUCACCCCGGUCCAGUCCUACCACGGAGCCCCACUAACUGUUUCCACCACAGGCCUUUCUGUUAAUUACAACCAGUCUCCUGCCUACAACUCCCAGUAUUUACUGCGGACAGCGGCAAACGUCACCCCCACCAAGGGUCCAAUGUAUGGGGUGAACCGUAUGCCCCCCCAGCAGCACAUGUAUGCCUACCAGCCGCCCACACACACGCCUCCGCUGCAGACCGCCCCGUCCUGCAUCUACCCUCCGCAGGAACAAGUCUUCGGUUCCCCCCUUCGGUUUGAAUCUCAAGCCACAGGCCUUCUCUCUCCAUACAGUGAAGAAUUUCAUGGGCAGAAUGUCGCCCCGCAGACUAUUAACCCCACUCUGCCUGAGCCUGGCUACUUCACCAAGCCGUCUGUCGCCCCCGUUCAGCCGCCGAAGGGCGUUGAGGGGAAGCCUGUGGACUUUGGGAAGCUUUCCUUCAGCCAGCAAGCUGCAGCUGACGUACCCAGAGUGCCAAAUUUCGGCGCAGGGGCAGUUGGCCUGGCUACAACCUCACCUGCUUUUAAAUUCAAUGGUUUUCCCAAAUCCUCUGAGAGAGAUUUAAGUUUCUGUUCGCCCCAAACCAAGCAAAGUGAAAGUUUGCUCGACCUCCUCACUUCAGACCUCCCCCCAAAGCCCGACUCGUUUCCAGAGAAGCCGUCGGCCCACGAGCAGCCCUCAGGCCACCAGAACAUCUUCACCUUCGGAAAUAAAAACAUAAGCAGCUUCUCGUUUGCAGAUUCCACUCCAAACGCGCCAGCUAGAAGUUUCUUUGGGAAGCCGGAGCAACCGUUUAAGUUUGGUGAAGCAACGGCGUUUGGCAUCGGCAAGACGCCAGAGCUGGAGAAAGCCGCAGAGAGCGACGAGAGCACACACGUUGAGGAGGACGAAGACGGUCCUCACUUUGAACCGAUCGUCCCUCUCCCUGAUAAGGUGGAUGUGAAAACAGGUGAAGAAGAGGAGGAGGAAAUGUUCUGCAACAGGGCAAAGCUGUACCGAUUCGACACGGAGACAAAAGAAUGGAAAGAACGAGGAAUCGGAAAUAUUAAAAUCCUGAAACACAACACUAAAGGGAAGGUCCGCCUCCUGAUGAGAAGAGAGCAGGUCCUUAAGAUCUGUGCAAAUCACUACAUCACUGCAGACAUGCUGCUGAAACCCAACGCUGGCUCGGACAAAUCCUGGGUGUGGAACGCCAUCGACUAUGCGGAUGAAGAGCCUAAACCUGAACAGCUGGCCAUUCGCUUCAAAACUGUGGAUGAGGCGGCUCUUUUCAAAACCAAGUUUGAGGAAGCCCAGCAGGUGACGAGCAAAUCACCAGAAAAACAGCAAGAGAAGAAAGAGGAAACCCCCAAAGACUUGGGUUUACUGGCUUCUCGGUUCGCUCUUAAAGAAGGCGAGUGGGACUGCGCCGUGUGUGAUGUACGAAAUAAAGCAACGGCUGCGCAGUGUGCAGCAUGCAACACUCCCAAUCCACAGUCUUCAUCUAAACCAGAACUUCAGGCUACUACUGGAGCCAAAACCAGCCCAUUUAGCUUCAAGUUUGGUACAGAUUCAUCAAAGCCCAGUGGUUCAACCUCAACAUUUACAGGAUUUGGUGCUUUUGGAACUUCAGUUCCCUCCUCUUUUACAUUCGGGAUGAGCUCCUCAAAACCUACCGACAAACCGGCUGGUCCAUUUGGUUUCAGCUUUGGUUCACAAAUUCCCACAAAGCCAGAGCAGUGGGACUGUGGCAAGUGUUCUGCAAAGAAUGAAGCAUCAACAGACAGUUGUGCUUCUUGUAAAACUCCUAAAACUGCAGUCAAAAAAGACGAGGCAGCACAAACUGCUCCAGCACCAGAAGCUCCUGCUGCACAGUCCUCUGUAUCUGCAGUCGAUGCUGGAUUUGCUGCACGCUUCAGCAAAAAGCCAGGACAGUGGGACUGUGAUGUUUGUGAAGUGAGAAAUGAAGCCUCUGCAAGCAAAUGUGUUUCCUGUCAAACUCCAAACCCAGCUUCAAAACCAGCCACUGUGGCUCCAGCAGCUCAAUCAUCCACUGUGGCUCCAGCAGCUCAAUCAUCCACUGUGGCUCCAGCAGCUCAAUCAUCCGCUGUGGCUCCAGCAGUACCAGCUGCACCUGCGGUAUCAGGGUUUCUGGCAGAUUUUGCCAAGAAAGACGGACAGUGGGACUGCAACGCCUGUUUGGUCAGAAAUGAAGGGUCAGCAGCUCAGUGUGUUUCUUGCCAGUCUCCAAAUCCAAAUCCUUCUUUAGAGGCCAUGUUUGGCAAGAAGGAAGGAGAAUGGGACUGUGAGGCUUGUCUUGUGAGAAAUAAGGCCUCUUCCAAUGAAUGUGUGGCCUGUAAAACCUCAAACCCUAAUGCUAAAAGCACAGUCACAUCUGCUGCUUCUGCCUCGUCUUUCAGUUUCAACUUUGGAACCACGAGUUCAUCCAACCAGGCUGCUGGACCUGCAUUUACUUUUGGAAGCAGUGGUGCAUUUCAGUUUGGACAAAAUAAAGACAAAGCUUCAGCAUCUGCAUUCAAGUUUGAAACUCCUCAGGCUGCGCCAGCCACCACAACCUCCUCUGGAUUCUCUUUUUCAAUGCCCAUCCCAGCUGGUGGCUUCAAGUUUGGCGUUCAGGAUUCUGCAACAGAUUCGGCCUCAUCUAAUAAUCAAACUUCAACAGGGUCCGCUUCCAGUAUCCUCAAAAACAUGGCUGACAAACACAAGGAGAAAGAAAAUGUGUCUACGCCUGCCGUAGACCAAACGGAAAAAGAUCAAAAUCCUUUAAUUGCUGGAAAAGCCGAUGCGUUUAGUUUUGCAGACUUGGCCAAGUCCUCCGAAGGAACCUUCCAGUUUGGCCAGAAAGAUCCCAACUUCAAAGGUUUCUCCGGAGCAGGAGCGCAGGUAUUCGCAUCGCCACAGACGACCCCUACCAAGGCAGAGGCCUCAAACGAACUGGAAGACGACGGCAUGUAUAAAACGGAAGAACACGACGACAUCCAGUUUGAACCAGUGGUCCAGAUGCCUGACAAAGUGGACCUAGUGACUGGUGAGGAAGAUGAGCAGGUCCUCUACUCCCAGCGCGUCAAACUCUUCCGAUUCGACUCUGGCACCAGUCAGUGGAAGGAACGGGGUGUAGGAACCCUGAAGUUCCUUAAAAAUAACACAAAUGGCCGGCUGAGAGUGCUGAUGAGAAGGGAUCAAGUUCUGAAGGUUUGCGCCAACCACUGGAUCACCACCACCAUGAACCUUAAGCCGCUGGCUGGUUCAGACAAAGCCUGGAUAUGGAUGGCCAACGACUUCUCUGAUGGAGAUGCUAAACUCGAACAGCUGGCCGCCAAAUUUAAAACGACGGAGCUAGCAGACGAGUUCAAAGAGAAGUUUGAGGAAUGUCAGAGACUUCUUUUGGAUAUCCCUUUGCAAACGCCCCACAAGCUGAUGGACACUGGCCGAACGGCUCACCUCAUCAAGAAAGCAGAGGAGAUGAAGUCCGGUUUAAAAGACUUGAAAUCGUUUUUGACUGAUGAGAAGACGAAAAUCCAAGACGACGAAGUGCAGGGAGACAUUACUGCCGCGAGCGAACUUUCCAGUUUAGGGGUCAGGCCUCAUGGGGAAACAACAGGCCCCACCUUGGAGUGGGAUAACUACGACCUACGGGAAGAAGCUUUGGAUGACACUGCUGACUCAUCGGUCUACACCACCCCUGUUUCGAGCAGCCCCCUGAGGAAGAACCUCUUCCGCUUCGGAGAAUCCACAAGUGGGUUCAGCUUCAGUUUCCAACCCGGCAUCAGCCCAUCCAAGUCUCCUGCGAAGCUCAACCUGAGCAGGGCCUCAGAGGGUACAGACGAGGAGCAGGAUACAACUCAAGACGAAGAGCGAGACGGACAGUACUUUGAACCCGUUGUACCUUUGCCUGACUUGGUUGAGACUUCUACUGGAGAGGAAAAUGAGCUGGUGGUCUUCAGCCACAGAGCCAAACUGUACCGCUAUGACAAAGAGGUGAAGCAGUGGAAGGAGAGGGGCAUUGGAGACCUCAAGAUCCUGCAGAGUUUUGAGACCAAACGUGUGAGGUUAAUAAUGAGGAGAGAUCAGGUGCUCAAGCUCUGUGCCAAUCACUGGAUCUCAUCCGCCAUGAGGCUGGAGCUCAUGAAGGGGGCAGAAAAGGCCUGGGUCUGGAGUGCCUUGGACUUUGCCGAAGAGGGAGAGGGCAAAGUUGAGCAGCUGGCUGUGAGGUUUAAGAUGCAAGAGACUGCAAAUACAUUCAAACAGGUCUUUGAAGAGGCCAAGGCAGCGCAGGAAAAAUCCGAACUCAUGACUCCUGUGACGCCAAGACUCUCAGCACCAUCAGAAAGUGGACCAUCAGCAACAUCUGAAAGCACAACUACAUCUCUUUGUGGGCAAGCAGCUAUUGCUGUUCUGGAAGAGACGACACGGGAACGAACAGCCACUUCUCCGGCCGCCAGGUCGACUGCAGCUGGGUCUCAGAGUCCUGUCAAUCCCCUGAAGACUGUGGUGUCUCCACCGAAGUUUGUGUUCGGCUCUGAUUCUGUUCAGAAGAUUUUUGGCUCUCCUAAGUCAGAGUCCCAAGCAUCUGCAUCUGUGUCGGGGUUGACGGCCAAAGAUGGUGAAAGCUCAGUCAAGCCUACGAUUCCUGCGCCAGCAUUCAAAAUGCAUACAGGGCUGGAUUUUAGGCUUUUCAAAGAUAACCCAAUGGCCUUUUGGACCAGCACAUCCACCGUCCAAUUUGAAAGCCCAGGCUCUCCUCAGGCGGCGGCGGAGGCGUCCAGCUCGGGUUCGGAUGACUACUCCGAUGUGGAGAUCGUUUUCGUCAGAGAGCCCACAGCCGAGCAGGCGGCUUUAGCCAGGAAGCUCCUGCUGCCUCUCACCUUCUUCUGCUAUAAGAACGAGCCAGGCUACACCAGCGAUGACGAACCUGACGAUGAGGACUUUGAGUCGGCUGUAAGAGCUUUGAAUGGAAAGCUCUACCCAGAUCCCCCUGAAGCAGCAGCAGCAGCAGCAGCAGUCUGUGCUGAGGAGCCAGACUGCCAGUUUGUUUGGGAGAAGAAACCAACACCAGAGGAAGAGGAGCGGGCGAAGAGCCUCCAGCUUCCCCCGACGUUCUUCUGCGGCCUGAGCGCCACAGACAGCGACCCGGACAGCGAGGAGCCUGAAGACUUUGAGACGGAGCUACGCAAAGCCCAACAAGACCUGGUUGCCCAGUUAAACAGAGGUGAGCCGGUCUCCACCGAUCCUGCAGAACCCUCGCAGGCCUUGGCCUCGGGCCCGUCGACCAGCAGAGCAGAACCUGCAGACUGCAGACCCACUCCAGACGAUCAGCCAGGAGAAAAACCCACAGACACUCAGAAUGAAACUCCCAGCAGCAGCAGCAGCUCUCCUAUCGACCUGUCCACUAAAAAGAGCCCAGAACCAGAGUCCAGAGCCGACACCACAGCUGCUCCGGAUUCUUCCUCCUUUGGCUUCAACUCACUCGGUGGGUUUUCGUUUGCUGACCUCGCCAAAAACACAGACGGAUUCGCAUUUGGAUCUCAAGAUGCCAAUUUCUCCUGGGCGAAUGCCGGAGCAACUGUGUUUGGAGCUGCAGCUCCUACUGAGGCCAAACGCACGGCCGCCGAUGAGGGAAGUGAUGAAGAGGAGGCCUCCAACAACGUGGAUAUCUACUUUGAGCCCAUCGUUUCUCUACCGGAGGUGGAGACGAAAUCUGGCGAGGAAGAUGAAGAAAUCUUGUUUAAAGAGCGAGCCAAGCUGUACCGAUGGGACCGCGACCUCGGCCAGUGGAAGGAGCGCGGCAUCGGAGACCUCAAGAUCCUCUUCCACCCGACCAAACACUUCUACCGGAUCCUGAUGCGAAGAGACCAGGUGCUGAGAGUUUGUGCCAACCACACCAUCUCAGAGACCUUGGAGCUGAAACCCAUGAACACCUCCGCCAACGCACUCGUCUGGACCGCCACCGACUACUCGGACGGUGAAGGUGUGGUGGAGCAGCUGGCAGCCAAGUUCAAAACCUCAGAGUUAGCAGAGUCGUUCAGGAAGACCUUCUGCGAAUGUCAGAGCCGCAUCGGCCAAACCGGUGAUGUCUCGGCGCUGUCCAGAGUGCAGGAACACUCCAGAGACACGAACCCGCUGGUAUUCCUCAGGGUGGCAGCCGACGGCGAGCCGCUGGGCUCCAUCACCAUCGAGCUUUUCUCUCACAUCGUCCCCAAAACGGCGGAGAACUUCAGAGCGCUGUGCACCGGAGAGAAAGGCUUCGGCCUGCAGAACUCCGUCUUCCAUCGGGUCAUACCGGACUUCAUGUGUCAGGGAGGCGACAUCACCAAAGGUGACGGCACCGGCGGCAAAUCCAUCUAUGGCGCCGCGUUCGAGGAUGAAAACUUCGACGUCCGGCACACGGGGCCGGGCAUCCUGUCGAUGGCGAACCGUGGGCGUGACACCAACAACUCGCAGUUCUUCAUAACGCUGAAGAAAGCGGAACAUUUGGACUUCAAACACGUGGUGUUCGGCUACGUCCGGGACGGGAUGAGCGUGGUGCAGAAGAUGGGAGAGCUGGGCACAAAGGGCGGGGCUCCCGCCAAGAAGCUGGUCAUCACGGAGUGCGGACAGCUGUAGCUGCUCGGGAGGGAAGGUCCAGACCGUCGGCCUGGUCUGAGUUGGAAUGAAGUCGACUAGAAGCUGGGAAAACUGCAAGGUCCAAUGCACUUCCUGGACGAUCUGGGAACCUCAGUGGAGUCACUUUGGUGGGAGGCUUUCGAAGCAACAUCACUGCAUCACUGCAUUUUAGUCAUUUUUCAGAUGUUUAUUUUUCAUGCGUGUAUAAUUGUAAAUGGAACACUUCGUAUUGUUUUUGUUUAUUUCUAUGUGUUGUCCUACUUUUUUAUUUUUUUGAGGGAUUAUUAAAACAUACUUCAGCUUUGUUUGGUUUGUUUCCUCCACCACAGACGAACAUUUCCCUGUUUGUUUUUCUUUCAGUCAAAUGUAUUCACAGUGCAGAUAAUUGGACUUUCACCAGUUGAAAUAAUCUCAAUCUUAAACUGAUUGGUUUGGGGAUUCAGCGUCUGUACAGAUUGAGAGAUUACCAAGAAAAAUUGCUUGUUGUACUGGAAUAAUUUGCUGAUAAUUGAGAAAUAAAUUUGCUUUACACGUAA
Messenger RNA from Poecilia latipinna (sailfin molly), 9934 nucleotides. It is a transcript of the gene ranbp2, whose product is annotated as RAN binding protein 2. The transcript is spliced from 30 exons. The record is from RefSeq and is a predicted model, not a curated record. Gene Ontology annotation, biological process: NLS-bearing protein import into nucleus; protein peptidyl-prolyl isomerization. Lineage: Eukaryota; Metazoa; Chordata; Actinopteri; Cyprinodontiformes; Poeciliidae. The coding region runs from base 150 to 9398 and encodes 3082 amino acids. Gene Ontology annotation, molecular function: protein binding; peptidyl-prolyl cis-trans isomerase activity; GTPase activator activity. Gene Ontology annotation, cellular component: cytoplasm; nuclear pore.